Messenger RNA from Lecanosticta acicola, 2974 nucleotides. The record is from the annotation of a GenBank genome assembly. NCBI's taxonomy places the organism in Eukaryota, Fungi, Ascomycota, Dothideomycetes, Mycosphaerellales, Mycosphaerellaceae.
AUGCUGUCUUCAGCUGUCCUCCACCAACAGUACUCCUCUCCGUUUGGGAGCACCUCGAACGGAGAUAUGGCGACACAUAGCCCCAUGCCGCAGCAGCCGAUGUCUACGAACGGGCUAGACGCGCUGGCGGAGGGCUCGCAGUACGCCAUGCAGCAACUUCAGCAGCAACAGGCCCAGCAAACUCAGAAUGGUGCGAGACCGGGCGCGAAGCAGAUACAGAGACAGAGCUACUGCAACACCGACGGAGAAGAGGGGGAAGAGGUGGAACAGAAAGACGCAAAAGGCGGAAAGAACGGUCAACCGGUUCGGCGGCGCAUCAGCAGAGCUUGCGAUCAGUGCAACCAGCUACGGACGAAAUGCGACGGCAAGCACCCCUGCGCGCACUGCGUGGAAUUCGGUCUUACGUGCGAGUAUGCGAGAGAGCGCAAGAAGAGAGGGAAAGCCUCGAGGAAGGAUAUUGCAGCCGCCCAAGCCGCGGCUGCAGCUGCAACAGAUGAUACCAGCCCCAAGUCAGGCAAUGAAAAUUCUUCCGAGGAACCUGUGGCAGCCGGCAGGGCGGAGGGAAUGAAAGGCGUCAAGCGGAGAAGAUCGAGUGGAGAUUUUCAUACACCACAGCUGCCGCCACCGAGGGCAAAUAGUAUGAACAGCCAGCCGCCGCGUGGCCAUGCUCACAUGCCCUCUGGAGGAAGCGUCACCAGCAAUCCUUUGGCCGAGCCGAAUGGUGUACAUGCGAGAAGUGUACCCGUGGACCAUCAGACGCCGGGUGUCGGUCUACCUACACCGAGAAUACCGACAGCACCAAUGCAAGAACGCGGCAUAUCCGUUGGCAUGAGCGAGUAUGGCAGCAUCGAUGACUACCACCGAAGUAUCCUCCAUCCUGGUGGUCCAGUGGCCGGCCAUAACAUCUUACACUCCGGUCCCUCGUCAAUGCCUCAUUCUAUGAUGCAAGGAGGGACAAUCACUGGAUAUGGCGACAGUCCUUAUGGAGUCCCCUCUCCAAGCAGCCAGCAAGGCAUGCCUGGACAUCCCUAUCCAAUGCGAGAGUCGCCACUUUCAGGCGGCUUUCUUGGCCAGUCGCCGGUGGGUAACUCGCCGGGAUGGCUGUCUCUACCAUCUCCCUCUGCAGCUCUCAACCCUCAUCUCCAGCACCCGCCUUCGAAGCAGACCCUUCGAUACCCCGUCCUGCGUCCAUUGCUCCCUCACGUAUCAGCUAUUAUACCCAUUGGUUUGGCUUGCGACCUGCUGGAGCUCUACUUCUCGAGCACAUCUUCAAUCUUCAUGCAGCCGCAGUCACCAUAUGUGUUGGGAUAUUUUUUCCGGAAGCGGUCCUUCUUACGACAGACAAGUCCGAGAGUAUGCAGCCCUGCACUUCUCGCGAGUAUGUUGUGGGUUGCUGCGCAGACUAGCGGGUCGGCUUUCUUCACUUCCGCACCCUCUGCGCGAGGCAAGAUCUGCCAGAAGCUGCUAGAGCUGACGGUCGGCUUGCUCAAACCUCUGAUUCACACACCAAACGAUAGCUCGCAGAUGUACAGGAACACAGUGAUCAAUGGAGUUGCGCUAGGGGGCUUUGGCGUUGCUCUGCCGGGCCAUACUCAUGAGAUGGAAGGUGGCACGCCAGGCGCCAGUGGCGCGUUGGACGACGUUGCUACUUACAUCCACCUCGCGACUGUGGUAUCUGCAAGCGAAUACAAGGCUGCGAGUUUGAGGUGGUGGCACGCAGCGUGGUCGCUUGCGAGAGAAUUGAAGCUCGGUAGGGAACAGCCACCGAUUCCAGGGGCUCAAAAUCCGGAUGGUCCCGAAGCUGAAGCGGAGGCGACUGGAGAAGCGAAUCAUGCUGGCAUGAGCAAUCAACCAGGAUUCUUCAGCGAGGAAGAGCGAGAGGAGCGCCGACGAAUAUGGUGGCUACUUUUCAUUGUUGAUCGGCAUCUGGCACUUUGCUACAACCGACCUCUGGCUUUGCUGGAUGUUGAAUGUGAUGGACUUUUGCAACCAGACAACGAUAACGUCUGGCAGGCAGGCGAAUUCUAUCCGGGCGAGAAUCAUGCAGGGUCGACAUACUUCAGACGACGUGGACCCGGCUUCGAGUGCACUGGUCACGGUAUCUUCGGAUACUUUCUGCCCCUGAUGACUAUGCUAGGCGAGAUCGUAGAUCUCAAUCAUGCCAAGAACCAUCCGCGAUUUGGAAUGCGAUUCAAGAGCAGUUCAGACUGGGACGAUCAAGCUUCAGAGAUCUCUAAGCAGCUUGAGGCAUACGGCAGGAGCUUACGAGAGUUUGACUCAAGACAUGGACAGGCUUCAGAGCCGAAGCAACAGGAGUCGAUUGGAAUGGAACCUUCGGGCGAUGCUACCAGCCCACACUCAGUGGGCACGAACCACUCCAAUCAGCAAAGGAUAAGGGAAGAACAGCUCCAAACCAAGAUCGUCGUAGCGUACUGCACGCAUCUGAUGCAUACAUUGCAUAUUCUUCUGAAUGGAAAGUGGGAUCCAAUCUCGCUGCUGGACGAUAACGACCUCUGGAUCUCUUCGCAGUCAUUCGUCUCAGCCACUGGCCAUGCAGUCUCAGCUGCAGAGGCCAUCAACGAGAUUCUGGAGUUUGACCCGGACUUGAGUUUUAUGCCUUUCUUCUUUGGGAUAUAUUUAUUGCAAGGAAGUUUCUUGCUUCUGCUGAUCGCGGAUAAGUUGCAAGCUGAGGCCAGCCCAAGCGUGGUCAAGGCUUGCGAAACCAUUGUGAGAGCCCACGAAGCGUGCGUGGUGACUCUCAAUACUGAAUAUCAGGUAUGUAGCCCAACGCAUCAAGAGCGCGACAUCGAAGCUGACGAUCGUGGCGCAGAGAAAUUUCCGCAAAGUCAUGCGCUCGGCUCUCGCACAAGUGCGAGGCCGGCUUCAGGAAGACUUUGGCGAGCAACAACUCCGCCGACGUGAGGUUUUGUCUUUGUACAGGUGGACUGGUGAUGGGACUGGUCUUGCACUCUGA